AACAAGUACUAGUACAAUUCAAGAUCUUAAUCAUAAUUUGAAGGAUAUAAAUGAGAGAAUCUAAACUCAAUUGACAGAGAGAGAGAGAGAAGGCUGAACUUUAUUCUAAUCAAGUUUUACACUUUGGUAUAUAUAAGAAGGCUGAUUCUGUUUUUCAAGAAAAAGAAAAUAAAGAAGGCCCCUCUCUCUCAUGUUCAUAACAAGAAUGGAGAAAUGAAAAUUGGUUGAAAUUAGGAAAUGCCCACUUAGAUUUGGAUGUAGAAGCAUUGCAGACAGAGAGAGGUGGUGGAGGUGUGUGCAUGAAGCAAUAAGUGGAAGCCAUGAAAGAUGCAAGUUGCAGAGAGAGCAAGCUCUCUUGGUCAAAGAAAAUGGUUAGGAAAUGGUUCAAUAUUAAGUGCAAAGGUGAGGAAUUUCAGGCAGUUGAAGAAGCUAUUUAUGGAGGGGGUGAAAUGGAGUGGAGAAGGUGCUUCUCUGAAAGGGAGCCAUCUACAAUCAAGAAAAGUAAAAAAGAAGAUUCAGCGAAGAACGUGGAGCGUUCCUUUUCGCGUUCAAGGUCCCGGUCCAGGCGAGGGAGAGGCUAUCUUGAUCAUCCCCAGAUUUUAAACAUCCAAAACUACAGUGUUUUCGUGUCAACGUGGAAUGUGGGAGGAAAGCCACCUAGGAGAAAUAUGAACUUAGAUGAUUGUCUGCAAUCAGCUCCUUCUGCAGAUGUAUAUGUUCUAGGUUUUCAAGAAAUAGUUCCUUUGAAUGCCGGCAACAUUCUUGGAGCAGAGGACAACGGCCCGGCUAAGAAGUGGCUUGCCCUGAUCAAACGUACACUGGACAAUGCUCCAGGCACUAGUGGAGCCGGGGGGUGCUACACACCAUCUCCGAUCCCUGAUCCAGUGGCUGAAUGGAAUGCAGACUUCGAGGGAUCAUCCACGAGCAAAGCCUCAACCUUCUUUCCACGUCGUUCGUUCCAAACACCACCGCAGCACUGGAACUUGGAGAACGACAUGUCAAUCCCGCAGACUCCCCUUGACAGGAGACUCAGUGUGUGUGACAGGGUGAUUUUUGGUCACAGGCAGAGUGACUUUGGUGCGAAUGUGAGAUGCGGUGGUAGGCCUAGUGACUGCUCGUCUAGCCAGAGGCCAAGCGACUUCUCUUCUGCCCCUCAUCCCAGUGACUACUCCUUGGGUCAUAGGCCUAGUGACUUUGAGGAUUAUCUGACUAGUGAAUCGCCUAGCACGGUCUUACAGCCGAGGGCUUGGGCCCUGGCAGAAGAUGCGUACGCAGAGCCAGGAAGAUCGAGAUACUCUUUGGUUGCAAGUAAACAAAUGGUUGGCAUCUUUCUCACUGUUUGGGUUAAAAGUGAGAUGAAGGAACAUGUGAGAAACAUAAAGAUUUCAUCUGUUGGAAGAGGAUUAAUGGGCUAUCUUGGUAAUAAGGGCUCCAUUUCAAUCAGCAUGAUGUUGCACCAGACCAGCCUUUGCUUCGUGUGCAGUCAUUUGACAUCCGGUGAGAAGGAAGGAGACGAGCUUCGUAGGAACGCUGAUGUCAUGGAGAUCCUAAGGAAGACACGGUUCCCACGUGUCAGCAACAUCAACGAUGAAAAAUCACCCGAGACAAUCCUUGAACAUGAUCGAAUAAUUUGGCUUGGAGAUCUGAACUAUCGGAUAGCUCUUCCCUACCGAUCUGCCAAAGCACUCGUGGAAAUGCAAAACUGGAGGACACUGUUGGAAAAAGACCAACUCCGGAUAGAGCAGAGACAAGGCCGAGUUUUCGAUGGAUGGAAAGAAGGGAAGAUCUACUUCCCACCAACGUAUAAAUACUCGCACAAUUCAGACAGAUAUGCUGGUGAUGAUAUGCACCCGAAGGAGAAAAGACGAACUCCUGCAUGGUGUGAUAGGAUCUUGUGGUAUGGACGGGGUUUGCAGCAGUUAUCCUAUGCACGAGGCGAAUCUAGGUUCUCAGACCAUAGGCCAGUCUCUAGCGUUUUCUGGGCCGAGAUUGAGCUGGACCCCAACCGCUUCAGGAAAAGCACGAGCUGCUCAAGCUCCAGAAUACAGGCUGAGGAGCUGUUACCAUACACACAAAGUUAUACUGAACUCUGCUUCUUUUGAAAAAAGUGUGCGUGCUGCAUUGGCAUCCAUAUUCCAUAUCAUCCGUACACGCCAUCUUUGUUGCUCUCCCCUCGUCUAAUUGUUUUCCUCAUCAGAUGUGAAUGCUCACAGUUUUGGAGACCUAACCUUACACACCACUGAUCAUGUACUAAGUACACUGUAGAGUCUUAUUAUACGAGUUCUUUCGCAGCUAAGGAUGUAAUCUAACAACUGAAGAUGCCAAGUGGGAGUGCGAUAUUCUUGUUUUAUUUUUAUUUUGAGGAUUCUUUGAUUAGUUAGAAUAGGAUCAUAGAUUGGAUAACUAGACAUAGUGAAAAUAACCAUCCUUCUUUAAUUGAGAAAGCUGCUGUUUUCAAUGUAAGAAAGUAUUGGGAAUCUUGAUGUAAAAAAACCAUGAAAGUGAAAUAUCAAGCUUGUUUUAUGCUUGUUGCCAAUGAUUUUACUGCAAA
Salvia splendens (bonfire salvia) is the source of this 2551-nucleotide messenger RNA. RefSeq names its product type IV inositol polyphosphate 5-phosphatase 6. The record is from RefSeq and is a predicted model, not a curated record. The transcript has 11 exons. Lineage: Eukaryota; Viridiplantae; Streptophyta; Magnoliopsida; Lamiales; Lamiaceae. Bases 321 to 2102 code for a protein of 593 amino acids. Gene Ontology annotation, molecular function: phosphatidylinositol-3,4,5-trisphosphate 5-phosphatase activity; inositol-polyphosphate 5-phosphatase activity; phosphatidylinositol-4,5-bisphosphate 5-phosphatase activity. Gene Ontology annotation, biological process: phosphatidylinositol dephosphorylation.